Molecule: messenger RNA, 510 nt
Organism: Penicillium antarcticum
Lineage: Eukaryota; Fungi; Ascomycota; Eurotiomycetes; Eurotiales; Aspergillaceae
Exons: 5
Coding region: 1-510 (169 amino acids)
Source: RefSeq, a predicted model, not a curated record
AUGGCCUUCCUUCUUAAUAUGAAGCAGAAGGGGGGCGCCAAGGAGCAAUCAAAACUAUAUGGCUGGGAUCUCUCAUACCCCGAGCCUCCAGCAUUCGCAGAGGUCGCAGAAGUGAAAGAGUCAGCUUCGUUCCUGACAACUUCCUUCGUAUUCAAGAUCACCCAAGACUUCCCUAGCACGUCCACUCCCUCAGAACGAUAUCCCAGAUGGGUCGAUCUGAAAUUCUUUGCGUGGCAAUUUUGCACUGCCCUUGCUGAAAACUACGGCGACCGAAAGUGGACAGCCACAUUCGAGAAGUCCAGAGAGCGAAGCCUUCCCUCCCAGCUGUCUGUUGUGGAGGUGCCUCUCCCUAAGGUUGUCAAAUUCGAAGAUGAAGUCAUGGGCGAAGGAUGGGCGGGUGUCGGGCUGGGACCCGCUAACGAGCGGCAGGUUUUCUUUAGCGUUGCUAUUGAUGUCAUUGAUGCUCCGCACCUCAGUUUUUACCGCGAUCUCACUCAUAUCUGGCUCUAG